CAAAGUGAAUAUGUAGUGUUAAAAAAUACAACUUGGGCUUGGGCCGCAUGAUAGUUGGGCGGCCCUUCUCUUUUCAGAUUGUGGGCGUUCUCCUCCGUCGUCGUCUUCCACUUCUUCAAUUCAAUUCAUCUUAAUUGAUGUUCAAGUUGAUUUCGUCCCUCAAAAUCUUGGCCGUCGCCGGUGAGUCCUCCCUUCCUCCUCUAGUUCUUGUCAUAUUAGUUUCGAGAGUUGUUUUGGAUAUUUUUUCAGUCUCUAUAGCUCAGAUAUUCACUUGUUAGAAACUCAGAAUUCGAAUGUCCUUUAAACGUUAAUCAUGCUCUUGAAAAACCGCUGCUUCAGAGCCUUAAAAGCUCCAAUCUUUUCCCUUUUACUCCAAACCAAGAAACCUCCAUACGCAUACACCCAGAAGCAGGGUUAUGUGGAUGUGUACAUGAAGUGGAAGAAAGACCCAUACUACGACUCCAUUGAGCAUAUAUACAGGUCUAUAGAGCUCAAGCCCAUCAUUUCUUUGAAGAAUUGCAUUGCUCGAGACCCCAAUGGCUGCAUCCCAAUUUCUGCAGUGUCUAAGAGGGGCUUAGAAUUUGAUGUAUCUAUCAAGGUUGCUAAAUUUUUGAGGCAAUACCCAGCAAUCUUUGAGGAAUUUACAGGCCCCAAUUACAAUCUGCCUUGGUUUAGACUUACCCCUGAAGCUGCCGGGAUUGAUAGAGAAGAGAGAAGGGUGUAUGAGGAUUGCAGGGAGGAUUUCAAGGAUAGGUUGAAGAAGUUGAUAUCGAUGAGUAAGGAGAAGGUUUUGCCCUUGAAAAUAAUUCGGGGUAUGCAGUGGUAUUUGGGGUUGCCUGAAGAUUUUUUGCAUCAUCCGGAAAUAAAUCUUGAUGGGUCUUUUAGGUUUGUGGAGAUAGGAGAUGGGUUAAGGGGAUUGGCUGUCGAGAGUGAGGAUAGGGUUUUGUCUGUGUUGCAAAAAACUGCGAUGACGAAAGGGAUCUAUUCUGGACAGCCAAUGGAGGCACUUGCCUUUCCUUUGUUUCCAUCAAAAGGUUUGAGGUUGAGGUGCAAAAUUGAGAAUUGGUUAGAUGAGUUCCAAAAGCUUCCCUAUGUUUCACCUUAUGAGGAUUAUUCACGGUUGGAUCCAAGUAGUGAUAUAGCUGAGAAGAGGGUUGUGGGAUUUCUUCACGAGUUGCUUUCUCUGUUUGUUGAGCAUUCAGCUGAGAGAAAGAAGCUUUUGUGCCUUAAGAAAUACUUUGGUUUGCCGCAGAAAGUACACAAAGCGUUUGAGAGGCAUCCCCAUAUGUUCUAUAUAUCUUUUAGAAACAAGACUUGUACUGCAAUUCUCAAGGAAGCCUAUAAUGGUAAAUCAGCUACAGAGAAGCACCCAAUAUUAUGGGUGAGGAAGAAGUACAUUACGUUGAUCAAGGAAUCGGAGGGUCUAUUGAAGCAUAGGAGGGUGAAUAAUCGGGUUGUUGAAAGAGGAAAGUUGGAUCUGGAUUUGGAUAAUGUGGAUGAAAAUGGAGGGGAGAUGGCAGAAUCCACUUUAUAGACUGGAUUGUCCCAAUUUCCAGGGGAUUAAUUAUGAGCUUUAGCCUUUGAUGCAUUGGUGGAUUAUUUUCUGACAAUCUUCGUGUCAUGAGUUUAUACCGUGGGAACAAUCUGCAAUGCUCUUGCCCUGGCAGAAGUCGUGUGCUGUGGGUUGCCCUUUACCAUUAGAUGAUAAAUAUUUUCAUGGAUGAAGAUUAUGUUAGAGUUCCCUGAGCAGGCAGAGCUGAAUUAAAGAUGAUUGGAGGCAUGGAGAGCGCUUACAUGAAGACUUUACUCGAGAUAAGUUUUCUUGAGAUAAUUUAAGACACAGCAGAUUUGGAAGUUUCUCUCAAGCGUUUUGUCAUGACCAUUGUCAGAGAGGCGUAUAUAUUUAAAUUCGGGGUCAUUUACAUGCUAAGGUCAUUGCACAAAAACCAUUUGCGUUGUCACAUGCAGGUUAGCAUGGAAGAUAUAAUUUAGUUCUGCAGGUUCAAUGGCUAUAUUUUCCAAGUAGGACUUAAGCUCAAAAGAAUUAUCUAGGGUACUGAAACAAUAACAAAACAAGAAGAAAAGAUCAGUUGUUUAUAUAUGUAUGUAUCUAUAUCUAUAUAUAUGUCUGUCUGUGUGGAGUAUGUCAUGUUAUUACUGACAAGUUAUUGAAAAUCUUGCUGAGAAAUACUAGACCAUGGUCUGCAGAAGCAAUAUCAUUGAUUUCAGACCAGUAAAACAUUCAAAAUUUGAAUAAAACUAAGCGACAUUUUUUUUA
This is a messenger RNA of Tripterygium wilfordii, 2278 nucleotides long. Its product is annotated as protein WHAT'S THIS FACTOR 9, mitochondrial-like. The transcript has a single exon. Gene Ontology annotation, molecular function: RNA binding. The coding region runs from base 314 to 1534 and encodes 406 amino acids. NCBI's taxonomy places the organism in Eukaryota, Viridiplantae, Streptophyta, Magnoliopsida, Celastrales, Celastraceae. The record is from RefSeq and is a predicted model, not a curated record.